Eruca vesicaria subsp. sativa (arugula) is the source of this 575-nucleotide messenger RNA. Lineage: Eukaryota; Viridiplantae; Streptophyta; Magnoliopsida; Brassicales; Brassicaceae. The record is from the annotation of a GenBank genome assembly.
AACCGAAACGGACAUCGACAGAGAAAAGAAAAACUCAGAGAUCGGGAAAGCAUGGAUUCGCUCAAAGGAAAAGGGAAAGCAGGAUCGAAGGGAGCUUCUAAGUUGGAUCUCCUCAAGGAAUGGACCAACUGGUCUCUGAAGAAGGCCAAAGUCGCGACUCACUACGGAUUCAUCCCUCUGGUCAUCGUCAUCGGCAUGAACUCCGAUCCCAAGCCACAUCUCUUCCAGCUCCUUAGCCCUGUCUGAUCCUCCAGCCUGAUCAAUCUAUCCAUCUUUCUCCGGGCUUGCUUCAUAUCGUCUUGGAUUUUCCGAAUCUUCUUUAUGUUUUUCAUUAGCUAAGUUCUAUGCUUCUUAUACUCUCUGUAUGGAAUCAGUUAGACUAUGAUAAUGUUUGAUCAAAUUCAUGCUUUGAAUCUGUGUUGGCUGGGAUUAUCUUAUUCAAUGUUUCACUUUUGAUUAUUAUUCUUUGAGAAUUGAAACUAUAAGCUAUGUUGUUCCAAUGCCUUGUAUCAUCUUUAUAACCUCUGCUGCAUGAGCCAAUCUUGAGGUUGAUAUAAGGUUCUAUGGCUAUUACC